AGCCGAAGAUGUUGGCUCGGUCAUGUGAUCAGCUGUGUCCAAUCACAGCUGAUCACAUGGGACCUCUACACUGAUCAUCAGUGUAGCCCCAACAGUGCCACCUGUCAGUGUCCAUCAGUGCCAGCUGUCAGUGCUCAUCAGUGCCACGUGCCAGUGCCCAUCAGUGCCAAAUCAAGGCCACAUAUCAGUGCCUAACAGUGCACAUCAAUGCCACAUAUCAGUGCCCAUCUGAGCUGCCUUUCAGUGUCACCCAUCAGUGCCAGUCAGUGCCACCUAUCAGUGUUGCCAAUCAGUGCCACCUAUCAGUGCCAGUCAGAGCAGGCCUAUCAGUGUGCAUCAGUGCAGCCUAUCAGUGCCCGUCAGUGCCGCCUAUCAGUGCCAGUCAGUGCCGCCUAUCAGUUCCAUAUAUCAGUGCCAUAUAUCAGUGCUGCCUUUCAG
This is a messenger RNA of Staurois parvus, 438 nucleotides long. The record is from the annotation of a GenBank genome assembly. Lineage: Eukaryota; Metazoa; Chordata; Amphibia; Anura; Ranidae.